CUCUCGUCCAGAACGCAUUUCAUACCCAUUUUUCUUUUUGCACACAUACUCUCCAUCCAAGAGUUUUUGGGUCCUUUGGCCAUUCCCAGCUGCUUCUGGCAAUUGCUUGUCUCUGCAUACUACACUAGCUCUUUUUCUAGUUGGACGUUUGCUACCCUGGCGCCUCUCAUUCCACUCCGCUCUUCCAUGGCUUCUUUGCCUCCGCCGCCUCCGCCGUCACUGAUUUCCUCUCCACUUACGUUCGAUGGUCCUCAUGUUCCCAUUGAGACUCUAAACCUCUCUCAAUCCACAUUACUGGAUGCAGAUGACUUGGAAACAGUGUACAGGGUGGUGGAGGAGUUCGUCCGCGGGAAUAUUGACGGUCUGGGAAUGGACUUUCAAGUCUGGGAAUGGUCAAAGCCAGAACUCUAUGGACUUAUUUUGGGCAUGUUUGUCAAGCAUGGCUUGGUACCAGACUCACAGACUUUUGCAAGCUUAUUGGACUUUGUCGUGGACGUUGCAAAUGGCUACCAGGACAAUCCGUACCACUCCUUCCUCCACGCUGCGGAUGUAACAUACAUGGUGUAUUGGAUUUUGGCCGACCUGGCGUUGGCGGAGGAGUUGGGAUUUACGUCGGUAGAGUUUGUUGCGCUGCUCAUUGCCGCUUUGACGCAUGAUGUGUUGCAUCCCGGUUUGAACAACUUGUACCAUAUAAACGCGCGAACCGAGCUUGCUCAGCGAUUCAACUUCAAAUCUGUCCUCGAGAUGCAAUCAUGCGACCACGUACAAUACCUCUUGCAAAAGCACACCUUUCUGCGCACGCUUUCCUACGGCGAAUUUGGAGAAAAUAUCAAGGAUCCUGCUGCGCUUGUUCAAAAGAUCACCUUGGAGGCAAUAUUAAACACGGACAUGUGCCAUCAUUUCGGGCUUUUGGACAAGUUGAGCUGCACGACCGAGGCCGUUAUUGGCUCGCCAUCACCAAGCGAGGAAGACUUAUAUAGCGAUGACGAGGACCGUGGGGUGGUUCUAACAAAACCAGAACAGAGGGAGAGCACAGGGGACAAUGGGGCAAGAACGCCAUCGCAUAUAAAUGCGUCGGCAGAGAGCGUGAAUACCAUUCCACGGAUAUCGUCGGUAUCGAGCGAUAGUGUCGGUAGUCAACGUCCGAGUGUCGCGAGAAGGACAAGUCUACUUUUGAGCAAAGAUCAGAGACAGCAGAUGAUCAAUGUCCUACUCCAUGCUGCAGACAUUAGCAAUGCCGCAAGACCUUACGCAAUAUGCAAGCGCUGGUCCGACAUGGUCGUCGAAGAGUUUUUCCUCCAAGGAGAACAAGAAAAGAAGAUGAACCUCCCCGUCUCCCCCAAUAUGGACCGCGAAACCACGAAUCCGGUUCAGAUAGGCUUUGACUUCAAUGAAUACGUUGCCAGACCCUAUUUCGAAGUUCUUGGCGAAUUGCUGCCGUCCAUGCGACCCUUUGUCGAAAACCUCAUUGGGAAUCGAGCAAAAUGGGAAAGCAUGGGUGCCUCUGUUCGACCGGCCCAACCCCCUCCCAACAAAUCCGACGAAAUAGCGGUGUCCAGAGGGCGGAGAUUGAGUCUUGCUGCAGGAACUAUUGAAAUCCCGCAGGCCUUUGACAAUUAUAUUGCGGCACGAAGGGGUAUCAAACACCGUUACAAGACUAGCCGAAGCCUCUCUAGCGGCCGCUCACGCGGAAUCCUUCCGCUUACCGGCAGCGGCAGCCACCACAGCUCAGUCUGGAGCGUCGAAGGCGAAGUCCCCGCGUCAUCUGAAAGCGAUUCCAAUGUUGCAGAAGAACUCGCCCGAGAUCAUCUGAGCACACUCGGGCUGUUUGGAAGUAAGAAAUGGUUCCCGCAACGACGCUGCAUGUCUAUGGAUGCCCAAGCGACUGAUACCGGCGUGUUUCAGAGAUGGAACUCGACGUUUAGGCACCAGCAUGCUCGGGAGGAGGAUAUCACUGGGACACCACCCAAGGAGACAAAGAUACCAUAAUACUCGGCUCCUACCAUUUUUGUAUCAUAUUUUUUUUGGACUUUUUGGGCAUUUUCAAUCUAUAUAUGUGUAUUUUGUAAGGCACGUACAAAAAAGGGCGGGUAUGAUACUAUCCUUUGC
Molecule: messenger RNA, 2109 nt
Organism: Spizellomyces punctatus DAOM BR117
Lineage: Eukaryota; Fungi; Chytridiomycota; Chytridiomycetes; Spizellomycetales; Spizellomycetaceae
Exons: 5
Coding region: 187-1989 (600 amino acids)
Biological process (GO): signal transduction
Molecular function (GO): 3',5'-cyclic-nucleotide phosphodiesterase activity
Source: RefSeq, a predicted model, not a curated record